Messenger RNA from Triplophysa dalaica, 5137 nucleotides. Its product is annotated as gastrula zinc finger protein XlCGF57.1-like. The transcript has 9 exons. The record is from RefSeq and is a predicted model, not a curated record. The coding region runs from base 488 to 1987 and encodes 499 amino acids. Gene Ontology annotation, cellular component: nucleus. Gene Ontology annotation, molecular function: RNA polymerase II transcription regulatory region sequence-specific DNA binding; DNA-binding transcription factor activity, RNA polymerase II-specific. Gene Ontology annotation, biological process: regulation of transcription by RNA polymerase II. NCBI's taxonomy places the organism in Eukaryota, Metazoa, Chordata, Actinopteri, Cypriniformes, Nemacheilidae.
UGACGUCAUACAGAGUGCGCCCGUUCUCGCUGUGAAUAGAACGAGUUUUUCUUCGGAGUACAAGUUGAAGAACAAAGAUAUACUUUUCUGUUAUGUCAGGUCUGUUCCUGUAUUUUACGCUAAACAAACAUCAUAUCAGACAAUCUUCAGUAAUGCUAUGUCCUCCCCAAUUCAUCUAUAAAUACUGCAGACAUCACGUCUGCCGUCACAACACAUCGUACUUCUAUACUAUUCUGGCCCGCAGUUGUGGAUUAUGGUGUGUGAUUCACAACGAGAGCUGAGGAUACUGAGGAACAAAGGGGUGAAGACCACAACUAAAUGAUGGAUGAACAUAUGACCCUACGUCCCUAAGAGUUUUGUCAGUAAAGGCUCUAUUGCUGCCCUCAGUAUGGAAACAAACGUUUAGUAAGUCACACCGCUGAAUGGCCCUUCACAUGCGCUCCGUGUGGUAAAAGGUUUUUACAAAAAGGAUAGCGUCCCAUCUAAAAUGCAUUCAGAGAGACACAUACGAGUUCACACUGCAGAGAGACCUUUUGUGUGCCCUCAGUGUGAUAAGACUUUUACACAACGAAGACAUCUUAUGUCUCAUUUACGAACUCAUACAGACGUGAGGCCUUUCUCGUGCCCUCAGUGUGAAAAAUGUUUUAAACAAAAAAGAAAUCUUAACUCUCAUUUACAAAUUCAUACAGAUGACAGGCCUUUCCCAUGCCCUCGGUGUGAAAGGAGUUUCAGACGUGAAAGUCAUCUUAGUCACCAUUUAAUAACUCACACGGGCCAAAAGCCUUUCUUGUGCCCUCAGUGUGAUAAGAGUUACACAAAACAAGGACAUCUUAAGGAUCACAUACGAAUUCAUACGGGAGAAAAGCCUUUCUCCUGCCCUCAGUGUGAUAAACGUUUUUCAAAACAAGGACAUCUUAAGGAUCACAUACGAAUUCAUACAGGAGAAAAGCCUUACUCAUGCCAUCUGUGUGAAAAGAGUUUUACACAUAAGCAAAGCCUUAAGUUUCAUAUGGAUCGUCACACAGCCUUUAAUCUGCUCUCAACCAUCAAGCUUUACGACAUGGAGAGGCGAAACCUGACAAAGAAACGGAAUUUUUCCGAACUGGAGAUUGAGACGCUAACGACACAAGUUGGAAACCACAGCCUUGUACUAUUCGGGAGUUUAAAGAGUGGUAUCAAAGGAGGUCACAAGAAAGCAAUUUGGAAGAAAAUCACUGAUGUGGUAAACAGUGUUGGCAUAGAGAGCCGAACACCAGCUGAGGUAAAGAAAAAAUGGUCAGACUUGAAGCUCGCUACCAAAAAGCGUGUUGCAGUCCUGAAGCGCAGUACGGAGACUGGAGGAGGCCAGCCAGACUCCAGCCUUGUUCUGAUGCCGAUCGAAGAACGCAUAGCUGCGAUCAUCGGCUUGGCUUCUGUCUCUGGGAUAAGUGGCGGAAGAGACACAGACGCAUCAGUUUCCGAGCAGGAUGAAGCGCUCUAUAGCUGCCUUCAGUGUGGAAACACUCACAGGAACAUUUAUUCAGUCACACUGCUGAGAGGCCCUUCACAUGCCCUCUGUGUGGUAAACGUUUUUUACAAAAAGGAUAGCGUCCCAUCUAAAAUGCAUUCAGAGAGACGCAUACGAGUUCACACUGGAGAGAGACCUUUUGCGUGCCCUCAGUGUGAUAAGACUUUUACACAACGAGGACAUUUUAACUAUCACAUACGGAUUCAUACAGGUGAGAAGCCUUUCUCAUGCCCUCAGUGUGAAAAAUGUUUUGCACAAAAAAGAAAUCUUAGGGAUCAUAUACGAAUUCAUACAGGUGAGAGGCCUUUCCCAUGCCCUCGGUGUGGAAAGAGUUUCAAACGUGAAAGUAAUCUUAGGGAUCACAUACGAAUUCAUACAGGAGAAAAGCCUUUCUCGUGCCACCUGUGUGAAAGGAGUUUUACACAUAAGCAAAGCCUUAGUUAUCAUACGAGUCAUCAUCACACAAGUGAAGGGCCUUAAACCUGCCCAAGUUUCAGACAAACACACAACUCACAACAGACUCACAAAGAAAAGUGCUGAACAAAGACCGACUUCAGCCUUUAGGUCCAAGCAUGUGUUUUUUAAUAACUCCAAAUAAUAUUGAUUGGUGAAGUUUGCAUUUUAUUUGUUAAUGAAUGUUCGUUCAGGAUGUUUGCAUAUAAAUGUAUUGAAAAGUGUCAUGUUUGUACCUUUUGUUUUUAGAUCUUUCAUUUUUGUUUACAGGUUAUUAUUAGCUUUUCAGAUUAAUAGGAUACAUGUGUGUUCCAGAAUUUAAAAUACUUAUAGAAUUCUUUAUUCUAUCUUUGUUUUAAGUAGCUUUAAGUAGUUUUUUAUGUCAGUUUAUAUCAUUCAUUUACAUUUUUGUAAAUGUUUUAAUAAAUAAUGCUAGUUGUUUUAACUAUAUAUUUUUAUUUGUGUUGUCCACUUGAUUGAUAGAUUUGAGGUAUUAGUAAUGAGUCCCCUUUUGUUUCAUUUAUAAGUGUUAUUAGUGGCUACUUUGUCUGAAAGGUUUCAAGAUAUCAUAGUAUUCAUAUGUUGGCAGCAUUUGAUUCUGAAUACUACCUUAAUGGUGUAUGCUUUUUAUGUAGUUUAAUUUUAUUAAUUGAUAAAUAAGUUGUUGUAAAGAAAAAGAUUGAGACAUAUGUGGCACUCAUGUAAAAUAAAUUAAUUUUGUCGCAAAUGGAAGAUUUAGCAAGGGAUCAUUUUAAUUGUAUUUGUGAAGAUAAAAUACUGUAUCCACUAAUAUAAUUUUAAAUGAUUAGUUACAUUAAACUAAACGUUUUUUAAUUUUACCUAUAAGGCCUACAUUUAACUAAUCUCUGCAGAAAUUAUGAUUGGUGAUAGUUUGGUAAGACGUUAAAUAACUAAGAAUAUAAAAUAAAUAAAUGUUUUCUUUUUAUUCGAUGUCGCAUGUGAUGUGUGUGCAGCUUGUUAUUUCUGAAUAUUUUCGGAAAGAACUUUUAUUUUGCUUCUCGUCGCUUGGUUUGUUAUGAUGACGUCAUACAUAGUGCGCUGUGUCGAGGGAAGUUUUAGCAAUGAAUGAAAGAUUUUUUCCAUCUGAAUACGAGUUGAACAACUAAGCGAUUACUUUUCAGUUCUUUCAGGUCUGUUCCUGUAGUCCUUUACGUGAAACAAACAUCAUAUCACAUAAUUAUUAUGGAAGUUAUUUCCACUUCAAUUUAUCUAUAAAUGCUACCGCCACAGCACAUUCUACUAUUCCAACCUGUGUUGUAAUGAUGGAGUGUGUUAAAGAGGAGAGUGAUGAAGAAUCAUACACAAUGACAGAUGAAGAUACUGAGGAAGAGAGAGGAGUGAAAGAAGACCACAAUGAAAUGGAGGAGGAACAUAAAUAUCACAAUUUCAGAACUGAAGCAUAUUUUUCAAUCUCUCAAACUGAUGAGAAUUCUCCUCAAAAAAGAGCGAAAGCCCUCCAAAAAUUUCCAUGCCAUAUUUGUGGCAAGACUUUUACGAGAAAGACAAAUCUCAAAAAUCACAUAGGGGUCCACACUGAUGAAAGACCCUUCACAUGCCCUCAGUGCGAGAAGACUUUUGUCAGUAAAAUGUAUCUUAACGCUCACGUAAAGCAUCACAGUAGUGAAAGGCCCUAUAGCUGUCCUCAUUGUGGAAAGACUUACAAAGGCAAAGGGCACCUUAAGACACAUUUAAUUUCUCAUUCUGGUAAGAGGCUCUUCAGAUGCCCUCAGUGUAAUAUGAAAUUUUCACAAAGAUCAGCUCUUGAUAUCCACAAAAAGACUCACGCAACAGAGCGGCCAUACACCUGCCCACAGUGUGAAAAGAGUUUUACAUGUAAGCAAAGCUUUAGUUUUCAUAUAUUAAGUCAUGCUGGUGAUGGGCCCUAUACCUGCUCUCAAUGUGAUAAGAGCUUCCCAUCUAAAAUGCAUUUAAGGAGUCACAUGCGUGUUCACACUGGAGAGAAAGCUUUCGAGUGCCCUCACUGUGAGAAGAGUUUUAAACAACGAGUUCAUCUUAAGUCUCACAUACAAAUUCAUACAGGCGAGAGGCCCUUCUCGUGCCCUCACUGUGGAAAGAGGUUCAGACGUAAAGGUGAUCUUGGGUCUCAUUUGAUAACUCACACCGGCCAAAAGCCUUUCUCAUGUCCUCAGUGUGAAAAGAGUUUCACAUACAAACAAAGCCUUAAUAUUCAUGUAAAAAGUCACAAUAGUGUUGGGCAUUACACCUGCCCUCAAUGUGGAAAAACGUACACAUGUAAAUGGAAUCUCAAGGAACAUAUAAUAGCUCACACUGGCCAAAAGCCGUUCUCAUGCCCUCAAUGUGAAAAGAGUUUCAAACGUAAGGCAGGCCUUAAUAUUCACAUAAGAAGUCACACUAGUGUUGGGCGUUACACCUGCCCUCACUGUAAUAAGAGUUUCACAUCUCAAAUAAAUUUAGAUUGUCAUAUGCGAGAUCACACUCGAGAGAGACCUUUUGCAUGCCCUCACUGUGAUAAGAGAUUUAAACAACAAGGACAUCUUAAACAUCACAUACGGAUUCAUACAGGUGAGAAGCCUUUCCCAUGUCCUCAGUGUGGAAAGAGUUUUAGACGUCAAAGUCAUCUUAGGGAACAUAUAAUGACUCACACUGGCCAAAAGCCUUUCUCGUGCCCUCAGUGUGGAAAGAGUUUCACACGUAAGCGAAACCUUAAUAUUCACGAGAGUCGUCACACUAGUGAUGAAUUAACAGUUUCCCAUUGAAAUGACAUCGAGAGAGUCACAUACGAGUUCACACUGGAGUGAACCCAUUCAAGUGCCCUCGGUGUGAUAAGAGUUUUACCCAACAAGGAUACAGGAGAGAGGUCUUCGCCACUGCCAUACCUGUAGGAGUUUCAGACAAACACACAACUGAUUCACAAAUCUUUUUUUUUCAGGACAUUUACAUGAAGAUUACUAGAUUGAAAAAUGUAAAGUUAUGUUAUAUCGUUUUUAUUUUUUAUGGUAUAUUUCUUUUUGGAGUAGAUAUUCUUGCGCGUGCAAUACUACCAAUACUUGUGCUGACAUACUGCUACUAGAGUUUUGUUAUGGCUUAUCCGAUGAGGAUUUGUUUUUUGUAGCUCAUUAUUGUGGCAGUUUAUAUCAUUCAUUUUAAUUUUUGUAAAUGUUUUAAUAAAGCUGU